Messenger RNA from Helianthus annuus (common sunflower), 750 nucleotides. RefSeq names its product mitochondrial import inner membrane translocase subunit PAM16 like 1. The coding region runs from base 196 to 549 and encodes 117 amino acids. Gene Ontology annotation, biological process: protein import into mitochondrial matrix. The transcript is spliced from 4 exons. NCBI's taxonomy places the organism in Eukaryota, Viridiplantae, Streptophyta, Magnoliopsida, Asterales, Asteraceae. The record is from RefSeq and is a predicted model, not a curated record. Gene Ontology annotation, cellular component: TIM23 mitochondrial import inner membrane translocase complex.
GCAUGGUUUGAAUGUCUUUAACCCUAGCUGUUCCUCUCUGAAAACCGCCAUCAUUCCUGCAAUUAUUUCUUCUUCAUUAACAUUCUUUGGAUUUAUAUUACGAACAAAACCCUGAAAACCUACUUCUCACCAAACUCAAAUUCUCCUUCAAUUCCACAAAACCUUCACCCGUAUUCUAAAUUCUAAUUUAUAACCAUGGCUGCUAAAAUCCUUGCAAAUUUGAUUGUAAUGGGCUCUGGAAUAUUGGUCAGGGGAAUGGUUCAAGCAUAUCGUCAGGCUCUUCAGAAUGCCUCAAAGACAGGCGUUGCUCAAGAAACAUUAGAAACCGUGCGUAGAGGAAGCAAAGUUAUGACCCAACAAGAGGCCCGACAAAUUCUUGGUGUCACCGAGCAGUCAUCUUGGGAAGAAAUUGCACAGAAAUAUGAUAAUUUGUUUGAACGGAAUGCGACGAACGGGAGUUUUUAUCUGCAGUCAAAGGUUCACAGGGCUAAGGAAUGCCUGGAGACUGUUCAUCAAGUGAAAGAUCAGCCAGGUGGUCCUGUGGGUUGACUUUGACUUUGACUUUCUUUGACAUAAAGACUUUUUAUCAAAACAUUUGUAGUUUGAUAGAUGCUCAGGGAAUGAGUUUUUGUAUUAACGGAUCGUGCUCUUUAUAAAAGCGCGUUAUUGGCCAUCUUCUCAUGUCGUAUGAGUAUGACUACGACGAGCAGCUAGUGACUUCAAAAUAGCGACUAUUUAUGUUUUCCAAAA